UCGAGCUUCAUUUUCUCACUCUGAAAAUAUGUCUGCUUCUUCCUACAUGGCUUCUCUCUCUAUGAGACUACUCCUCUCUCGCUCUCUCUGCCACUCUAACCCCACCACCGUUCUCUCCACGCGCUUCUGCACCACCACCACCCACGACACCUCCUCCAACAGCUCCUCAGAUAUCUCCGACUCAGACGAGCCCAUCGCUUCCGACCUAGAGUCCGACCCGACCCCACCACAGCCUUCGGCCCCCUACCGGGGCUCUAUCCACGAUCAGCCGCUCGAGAAUGGCGUCGACGUCGGCAUCUACAAGGCGAUACUGGUGGGCCAGGUGGGGCAGAGUCCGUUGCAGAAGACACUGCGGAGUGGGGCGGUGGUGACCAUUUUCUCAGUUGGGACCGGAGGGAUUCGAAACAACCGGAGGCCGUUUGAGACCGAGAACCCGUCGGAGUAUGCCAACCGCUGUAUGGUUCAGUGGCACAGGGUGUGUGUUUAUCCCGAGAGGCUCGGCACCAUUGCUGUGCAGAAUGCUCGACCUGGGUCGCUUAUAUACUUGGAAGGAAAUCUAGAGACCAAAAUCUACACUGAACCAACAAGUGGGCUUGUCCGACGAGUUAGAGUGGUUGCUAUUCGGAAAAAUGGUCGCCUUGUAUUUUUGGGUAAAGGAAAUGAUGCUCAGCUAACUGUAACAGGGAUGAGAGGUGUCGGCUACUACUGAUAGUUUUGU
Argentina anserina (silverweed cinquefoil) is the source of this 718-nucleotide messenger RNA. RefSeq names its product single-stranded DNA-binding protein, mitochondrial. The coding region runs from base 29 to 709 and encodes 226 amino acids. The record is from RefSeq and is a predicted model, not a curated record. Gene Ontology annotation, molecular function: single-stranded DNA binding. NCBI's taxonomy places the organism in Eukaryota, Viridiplantae, Streptophyta, Magnoliopsida, Rosales, Rosaceae. Gene Ontology annotation, biological process: positive regulation of helicase activity; mitochondrial DNA replication. Gene Ontology annotation, cellular component: mitochondrial nucleoid. The transcript is spliced from 4 exons.